Molecule: messenger RNA, 1851 nt
Organism: Labrus bergylta (ballan wrasse)
Lineage: Eukaryota; Metazoa; Chordata; Actinopteri; Labriformes; Labridae
Product: sodium/potassium/calcium exchanger 1-like
Biological process (GO): calcium ion transmembrane transport; intracellular calcium ion homeostasis
Cellular component (GO): plasma membrane
Molecular function (GO): calcium channel activity; calcium, potassium:sodium antiporter activity
Source: RefSeq, a predicted model, not a curated record
CUUUCAGGAGAAAAUGAAAUGUGUAAGAAGGAAGUGCCUACAGCCGAGCCGGGUCCUGUUGCUCCUCUCUGUGACGUUUCUCUUUAACUUCUACCAGCCGACCAUCAGUGCAAGUGUGCAUGAGACUUUCCCCUCGCCUCGGGUUGGAGAAGAUUUUGGAGAGGAUUCAGAUGAAGGGGUUGGGGAAAUGACAAAAGGGACUUCACAGGAGGAGACUCUAAGGACAGCCCAUGGAUUAGAGUCUGCAGGUCAAACAACAGCACAGAUGCAUACGGUAUAUCAGCCGGAUACCUCAGAUCACCAAGAAUCCGACCUCACUGAAUCUUCUCCAUGUCCAAAACAGACUAUUGUUCAUUGCCCCUCUGCAACAUCUGAGCCUGCGACCACCAUCACUCCUGCUUUACCUGACCCAGUUCCAUAUGUUAGGAGUAAAUACCCCACAGACUUAUUUUCUGUUGAAGACCGCGGACGAGGUUGGGUGAUCCUUCACAUUAUUGGGAUGACGUACAUGUUCAUUUCACUUGCAAUUGUUUGUGAUGAGUUCUUUGUUCCUGCACUGCAAGUCAUCACAGACAAGUUGGCCAUCUCUGACGAGGUGACAGGAGCCACCUUCAUGGCUGCAGGCAGUUCUGCUCCUAAGUUUUUUGCCACCAUCAUAGGUGUCUUCCUGGCCCACAACAAUGUGGGUGUUGGUCAAAUUGUUUGCUCGGCAGCUUUCAACCUUUUGUUUGUGAUUGGAAUGUGUGCUGUGUUUUCGCGAGAGGUUCUUCGUCUAACCUGGUGGCCACUUUUCAGAGAUGUGUCCUUCUACAUAUUCGACCUCAUCUUACUCAUCAUCUUCUUCUUGGAUAAUGUCAUCACGUGGUGGGAGAGCAUGAUGCUGGUGACCAGUUACUCUCUCUACGUGAUCUUCAUGAAGUUUAAUGUGCAGAUAGAGAGAGCCUUCAAGAGGAAACACCACAACCACAGGGACAUUUUGAUGGUUUUUGAUGUGGAGGAACAGGAAAAGGAGUGUGUUCCUACAGGACAGGAUGGGUCAGAAGACUCUAAAAGUGUUCUAGGUCCUGAAGAUGAUAUUCAUAAAGAUGGGAGGGAUUCUGUUAAAAAUAAUUGUGAAAAUCUGGUAAAAGAAGAAAGAGAGGAAGAGAAAGAAAAAGGGACAACGGAUAGGCCUCUGUCUUUAAACUGGCCUGAUACACUUCUUAAACAAGCCACCUACCUCCUCCUGCUGCCCAUAAUCUUCCCUCUGUGGCUCACGAUUCCAGAUGUCCGCAACCAGAAAUCCAGAAAACUCGUUGUGAUCACCUUCCUGGGCUCGAUUCUGUGGAUUGCUGUUUUCUCCUACUUCAUGGUGUGGUGGGCCCAUCAGGUGGGUGAGACCAUCGGCAUACCAGAUCACAUAAUGACCCCUCUGGCUGCAGAGUUGUCCAUGCCCGACCUCAUCACCAGUGUGAUUGUGGCCCGUAAAGGCCGGGGGGACAUGGCUGUGUCCAGCUCCAUGGGCCGUAACAUCUUUUGUAUCACAUUGGGUCUUGCAGUUCCAUGGCUCCUGCUUUCAUCCUUCAGUGGUUUUGCUCCGGUGCCUGUGAGCAGCAGUGGGUUCUUCUGUAUCGUGGUGCUGCUCCUUUUCCCGCUCCUCUCUGUUAUCAUCUCUGUUGCAUCCUGUAAAUGGAAGAUGAGUAAGGUGCUAGGUUUCACCAUGUUACUGUUCUACUUGAUCUUCCAGGCGAUAAGAUUUAUGUUCCAUUAUAGAUUCAUCGUUUGCCCUGUGUAAUGAAUUUGGGUGUGCUAACAUUUCUUAACAUGUCCAUUUAUUCUAAUGUUUCUGAAAUUGCUUAUGCUAUUUUUAAA